ACGUGCGUAUUAUUUAUGCGUAGACAUUGUGGCGCCGCUGGCUGCGAGAGCGAGAGGAAAACGUAGAAAGAAAGCGCUGUUGGGGGAGACUGGGAGAGAGAAAGAGAGAGAUAAGACUAUGAGUGAAGGUCCUGUGAACAGAGCGGAGAGCCUUGUGGCGCUCUAGUCGGGUUAGAGAGAGCCACUAGCAUAAGUUAGUGCGACUAACGUGCGUCUCGGUACCGUUAGACUUGUGUGAAGCGUCGAGGCGAGCAGACGUGCGCCGCUGCUCCUGCAGAAUAUACGCUGUCGACAGCUAAUACCACUACCAUUACAGCUACACACUGACACGCACACCUGUACACACCAACACUGUCGCAAGGUUCGAGCGGGCAAAAAUGUUGAGCAAGCGCGCGCGCAAAUCGAGGCGAAUCGAAAAUUAGUUAAAAAUCCACGAUUAACGGUGCACUAAAAAUCGACUAACGAAAACAAAUCAAAACAGAAAUCGAGUGACAGUGAAACCGGAGUGGAGUUAAAGGAAAAAUCAAUGCCGUUGCCGUAGCCGUUAACUGCUAACUGACGCACAGAUACACACAAACGCACACGUGUGUCCCAAAGCCAAAACACACCAAUACACGCGCACGGACACACGCAUACGCAUACAGGUUUAACCAAGUGAAAGUAACGGAAUUAGCAGCACAAUUGUGAGUGAAAGUUGAGGGGCCCAAGAAGUGGGAUAAAAACUUAAAGAAACAGGAUUAGAAGGUGUAGCUGGACCGAAGGACUCGGGUUUUGGGUCAAAAGUAGCCGAAAUAAAUAUUGCAUUGCCUACUUUCCAGCUGGGCGCUAAAUUCUUAAUGCUCUCUGGCUCUUGCUCUUUGCAUCUUCUUCUUCUGGUCCGCACGUGUAGCUUGUGUGUGUGUGUGUGUGCGUGCCAAAGUCGGUCAUAGUUGAGACAAAAACAGGUCUAAAAUAUAAAUAAAAACAUGCAACAAAAACAGGCGGCAGUAGCAGUAGCCGCCGACGCAGCAGCAACCUGAGCAAGAUAAACAAGCAAAACAAAGAAAACUGGGUCAGUAAGCGAGGCAGCGAGGAGGGCCAGGAGGCCAGGAGGCGCCAUGUUGCAUGUGUUGCAGCCAAACGUGUAACAUACUUUUCAGCGCCAUAAGAGAUGCGAUGCCCGAGCGGAAAUUAACUUUGGGGCUAUGAUGCGGACUUUUUGCAAACAAGCGACAAUGGAGCCGGCUUACGAGACUUGUGGCAACAAAAUAGGUUGCUGUGGCAGAACAGGAGCCACCAGAUCCAAAAAUCCAAAUAAAGAGCUACAAUAAGGCCAGCCCGGUGCUGGGAAACCCGCUUUUUGUUUGGCUUAAUAACUCAACUCCUACGGCAGCUGGACGGCAGCACGUGAAUAGGUAUUGCCCCAAUAGGUAUUGCCUGGAAUUUAAUUAAAGCCGGAAAGACCAAAAAUUCAAGAGCUGCCAGGAAAAAGGGGUUAAAGCAAAAAAGAGUGCCAGUCCCAGUCCCAGCGGCGGGGGUGGCGGGUGGACCAUAAAUCCACUCCCCCAUGCGGCAGCAGUUGCACGUUGCACGUUGCCAUCGAGCUGGCCCACGUCCACUGGCCAAUUAGUUGCUGCAACAGCCAAGAGCGGCAAUCGUUUGGGCCCCAUUGAACGUACAGCCGCCUCCACACUGAUGACUGCCGCCAAAAGGAGAGCGGGGAGCAGUGGCAGCAGCAGUGGAAGCAGCAGCAGCAGCGGCAGCAACAUUGGUAGCAAUGGCAGCAACGACCAGCAGUCCCAGCAGCAACAUCACCAGCUGCAGCAUCAUCACCAGGCCCACCAACACCACCAGGAGUACCAGCAGUUGCUGCAGCAUCCGCACCACCACUACCACCAGCACUACAGCAGCAACGGGCAGCACAACCACUCGGCCACCAGCCACCCACAGCAAUACCACCAGAGACAGCAGCAACAUCAGCAGCAACAGCACCACCACCACCAGCAACAUCAGGCGACACUGCGCGACUGUUCCGUCAAAUUGCCACUGGAUAUCCUAUGGUUGCCGAAAUCGGCCAUGCGACCGGCAGGACCCGAUACCUCGCCCACCGACUGCAUCCUGGUGGUGGGCGUGUCCCGUCCAAAGCUGGCCGUUGUCUUCCUCACGGUCAUGCUGAUCUCACUGUUCCUCACCUUUCACGUCCUCUACGACAGUGCUGUGUACAACAUCCAGGCCGCCCAGGCGGUUCACGAACGGCACCGCCUCUCUCUGGCCUCCUCCUCAUCGGCCUUGCCCUCCGCCUCGCAGUCUGGCGGAAUAAUGAGCUCCUCCGGCUUAGCCGCCGCCUCCCCACUGACAUCCUCUUCCAAUCAUCAGCCAGUUUUCGUGAAGCCAGUCCAGAGUUCGAAUCAGCUGAGCCAUCCAAUGGUCUUUCCCUCGAGUCGAGUUCAUUUUCCAAAAACCAGUCGUCGGCUGCCUCAGGCUCUCAUCAUUGGAGUGCGGAAGUGUGGAACCCGCGCCCUCUUGGAGAUGCUCUACCUGCAUCCCAGGAUCCAGAAGGCAGGCGGCGAGGUGCACUUCUUCGAUCGCGACGAGAACUAUCUGAAGGGCUUGGAGUGGUACCGCAAAAAGAUGCCUCACUCCUUCCGCGGCCAAAUCACCAUCGAGAAGAGUCCCAGUUACUUUGUGUCCCCGGAGGUGCCGGAAAGAGUGCGGGCCAUGAACGCGAGCAUCAAACUGCUGCUGAUUGUCCGUGAACCGGUGACCCGGGCUAUUUCCGAUUACACGCAGCUGCGUAGCCAUGCCGCCACCGCCAUCCUGCCCCUGGCCGAGCCACAGAAUGCGAAUCCCAAUCCCAGUCCCAGGGAGAGCUCCGGAGGAGGAGCCACUGGUGCUGGUGGAGCGGCAGCUGCCAAGAUGCCAUCGCCAUUGCAAUCGCAAUCGCUUCUUUAUGGGAAACUGCAGUCGGCCCGUGGGUAUGACAAUGCCCUCCUGGGGGGCAGCGGAGCCGGAGCCAAGGAGACAAAAGCCACGACAGGACCUGUGGCCAGGCGACCAGCAGGAGGAGGAGGAGGAGGUGGAGCAGCUUCCAUGGCCACGACGACACUGUCGCCCUUGGCAAGCGCCGCCCAAAUGGCAGCCAAGUCCUUCGAGGAGCUGGCCAUAUUUCCCAACGGCACCGUUAACGAGGCUUAUCGACCGCUCAGCAUCUCCAUGUACCACGUCCACCUCCACCGCUGGCUGGAGGUCUUUCCGCGCGAGCAGCUCCUGGUUGUCAACGGGGAUCGCCUUAUCGAGGAUCCUGUCUCGCAACUAAAACGCAUCGAGGCUUUUCUGGGCAUCGAACACCGCGUAAAGAGCGAGCACUUUUACUUUAACGAGACGAAGGGAUUCUACUGCCUGCGCUAUGACAACGGUGAUCGCUGCCUCAGAGAGACCAAGGGCCGGAAGCAUCCGCACGUGGACCCCGUGGUGGUGUCCAGACUGCGAAAGUUCUUCGCCGAGUAUAACCAGCGCUUCUAUGAGCUAGUGGGCGAGGAUCUGGGCUGGCCAGAGGAGUAAGAUACAGGUCCUUUUCAUAGGGAGGGCGUCGGAAAAAUGGAAACGCCUUUGCAGGCAGGAGGCCAAUAAAUCUGACGGUGGUCAAUCGCUAGCCGAUUUAAUUACAAGGCGCAACCGGGAGAGCAAAAUGGAAAAGUGAGAAAGAAAGUUUUCCCAGGACCUGGGACCUGGGCAGCCAUUUUGCGUUGCAUACUUUUCAGGGCGGCGCGCAAUAUUUCUGCCUGGCCGGAGCCGAGCAGCUCUGACAGUUCAAUUAUGCGCGCGUAUUGAAAAAUUGCAUUCCUAUUUGCCCCUGCCUCUGCCCCGCCACACCGCCUCCUGGCCACAUGUAAAUUUGCCUUUACACCAUCAGCAGCAGGAACUGGAAAGAAGAAGGAACAAGGAGCAGGAUACAAAAGCAUAAAAGGAACAAAAACAAAUAAAUAGUGAAAUAAACUGCACGCAUUUCGCUGUGCAGCAGGCCAUGAAAGUGUGUGUGUGUGUGUGCGACACACAAAUCGCUUAUAUAUGUAUCGUUUUAACAGGACAUAUAUAUAUAAAGCGAAAUAAAAGCAAUAUCUACACGA
Messenger RNA from Drosophila ananassae, 4106 nucleotides. RefSeq lists its product as uncharacterized. The coding region runs from base 1675 to 3540 and encodes 621 amino acids. NCBI's taxonomy places the organism in Eukaryota, Metazoa, Arthropoda, Insecta, Diptera, Drosophilidae. Gene Ontology annotation, molecular function: [heparan sulfate]-glucosamine 3-sulfotransferase activity. The record is from RefSeq and is a predicted model, not a curated record. The transcript has 8 exons.